AGAAAUCACAAACAGCAAGGCAAAUGAGAAGAGGCGUGGCUGCGCUUUCAAACUGGCGGGCUGCAGAGCUCCCGCCAGAAUUGGAAACGAAGGCAUGAAGGCGUGCAUCGGAGGCCCUCGGCACAUGAGCAAAAACGGGGGAAGCAGAGUUCAAACUUGCCGAGGGGUGGCAGAUGACGAAUUGCGCGGAUUGACGUUAACGCCCGGUGCAGAAAGGUGCACAUCAUGCACCUGCCUCAAGGAUCCCUCGCCCCAUAAUUCUUCGGAAAGUAUUUGGUAACACGGCGAUCCUCCAACAUUUGUCAGCGCUACAGGGGAACCGAACGUCGAUUCUGGAUUGCGUCGCGGAUUCUGUUAAGCGAGGCUUUCGUGUUUCAUUGAGGUAUCUGGAACACGAGGUCUGAACGGUAGAAUCCAUGGUCUUGUUCGGACUCCAAUGAUUUCGAAGAAGUCAUGAUUGAGGACACUUUGAUCCUUCUUUUGUGGUUGAAGCAACGGAUUGGAUGGUUGUCAGGACCCAAGUUGUCAAGGGGACGAUGGAUCCUGGUUUUCGGUCUUGAAUCUCAGCACUGAAGGAAAUGAAAUGCAGGAACGUCGUAAUCUGUGACUACCGCAGGGCUGUUUUCCGAUAUGAAAUGGAUCCAGUUCAGCGGAUUUUUUUCUUGGUUGAACUCCGAGCAUGAGUUGGGACCUCGUCAUUCACGUGUUUCCUCUUCUUCCAUCGUUGGCUGACUCGUUAACAUGCUUGUGUUCUGCUCCAAGAGACGGCGGAUAAACUGGUUACAGGACCUGUAAGUUUAUCUGAAUCAAAUGCUUGCUCGACGACUUGGCGAAACAAAACAGAUUUUUAUGCUGGCCUUGAGGGCACUUGGGAGCCGUGCUGCGACGUCUUGCACUCAUGAUGCGGAAGAAGGUCCGACCUCCUUCGAGAGUGGGCUGCUGUGCUAAGAAGAUAAUUCAACACACCAGCUGACACUAUCGGAAAUACAGGUGCAUUGUGUUUAUGUUAAGGGUCUUUCUCAGCUGGACCAUUCGGAAUAUGAAGCCCGCAUUCGGUUUCAAUGCAAGCUGCUCACCAGCAGUUGCGACCAUUUCAGAUAUACUGCGGUACCCAGCAGAGUUGUUGAGUGUUGUCUUGUCAUAAAAUGACACAAAACCUUGGAUGCUCCGAGGAAGUAAUCAGCACCAGAGAAUUUAUCAAAGCAAAUCCAGCUCAUGAUAUAAAUAAUGAUGGCGAUUUUCUCACUUAUCAGCGGCGAGUUCAAACAUCUGGCAACAAGAGGAAGAGCUGUGGAAAUAAUCCUCCAAGUAAGUUGAAUCGUGAAGGGAAUGAGAGCGAGACUGAUCAGGAGGAAUUAGAUCUGAUGUGUAAAAAGCAUGAAGUCUUCUAUGGUUCUACAGCACAUCAGCCAAAGAAGCCAUGGUUUGAGAUCUGGAAGUCAUCAUGUAGAUCUAUCCGGUUGAAGAGUAACAUGGGGUCCAAGAAGACAGUCGCUUUGAAGCCGAAACGGGUUACCGGUCAAUACUUUCUGGACUUAGGCCAGAAAGAUUUCUCUUACUCCACUUGCCCUGUCUGCGGUUUAUUCUAUGCUCGUGGUCUCGAAAACGAUGAAAUUGUUCACCGAGUUUUCCACAAGAAUAGGACCCAAGGCAUACAAUUCAAUGGCUGGCAAAAGGAGCGAGUCGUUAGCAAGUUGGAUGACAAGGGCAACCGAGUUAUAAUUGUUCUUCCGGAGGACACUCAUCAUCAGCAUAAGGUGAAGGAAGUCAUUGAUGUCGUGGAAGUCGAGCUUGGUCUGAGCCCUGGUUGGUUGAAUCAGACAGCAUGCAAGGUUUACCUAUUCAUAUCUUCCUCGAAGAAAGUGGUCGGUUGUCUCAUGGCGGAGCCAAUCAAACAUGCCUUUAGGGUACUACCAUCCAAGAAGCAGGAUGUUGGCGAUAAGCAAGUCAACUCUGGAGUGGACAGAUGGUCUUCGCUGAGAACCGGUGAACUUCGUGGGGGUACUGAAGCGACAAUUUUAAAUGAAAUCCAAAAUCAGUCUGACGCUAGUGUUUCAGAUCGUUCAACUCCAGGAAGAGAUGUUGGAGAAGUAAAUCCGACGAAGGUGGUGGAAUUACAUGAUGUUCCAAAUGUAUGCCUCCAGCCAGUCACUCAGCUUUCUGCACAAUGUAGCAGCAGCACCUUGACGUCAUGUCAUACUUCCGAAGCGUCCAGUGUUUGUGGCGAGGAUAUCCAAAACUUCACUCGCGAGACGAAUUUUGUAGGUACUAAAGCUAGAAUGUGGAAGCUGACGGACUUUUAUCAGCAACUAAGGACCUCUGCAGCGGUUGGAACGGAUAAUGCUCCAACCACUUCCAACUCUUCUCCUUGCUUGAACUCUGUUCCUCGCAUCCAUACUCAUGCAAACAAAGAGAAGACCUUGGGAGUUGGCAGUUGCGGGUGGAACAAACCAUCGAGAAUAUCUGAUUAUUUUACCAGUACGCGUAAUACAUGUAUUUUACCUGAAGGAUCUGAUAAUCUAGAGGAAAACUGUCAAAAGGCUGGAGCAACAGGUAACGCAGCUUCAGAUGAAGCACAGGAAGUGAAGGAGCAUGGUGUUUCUGGGGAACAAAAGAUUAAGCUAGAGAAAGUGACAGAGAUUAGAAAACUUUGUAGUGAUCCAGCAGGACAAGGUCAGGUGGAGAAAUGGGGUAACCAUGUGUCCUCUGAUCUUGAACUCGUGGACACAAUGCACUUCAAUUUCAAACCCUUAAAGGCACAUGUAGAUAGAUGUUUACAAGAGACAAGGUUAGAACAUAGAGUUUCCACCUCCGAGCAUUGUGUCUCGAGUACCACCUUCUUACAACCUAAGAUAGAGGUCAAAGAGGAGGCCAGUUUGCAUCGGCCACCUGCCCAUGCAAUUUUAGAUCAAAGCCAUACCUCAAAUUCUUCUCAUAGGAAAGGAGGUGUACAGAUAUGUAUGAAAGACGAAGUUUUGCUUAAAACCGAGCUGGAUGCUGAAGAAGAGCUUCCGGGAAGGGAAAGUGAUGAUAUCUCAGCUAAGAAGAGUGUACAGAAAAAGCCAUGUGUGCAGGUCAGAUCUGGAGCAAAUGUACUCCAACAAUUCGGCAAUGUGAAACUAUGUAGGGAAGUACUACCAAGAAAGAGAUCGCGCCAGGAGCAUGCACAGGAGCUAGGUAGUAGUGCCAUUGUUUACAAUACGACACCUAUUUCAGCAGUAUGUGGAGCAAGAGUAAUCUGGGUUUCGAAAUCAGAAAGGCGAAAGGGAAUUGCAUCACAUCUCCUUGAUGCUAUGAGGAAAACGUUCUGUUUAGGUGUCGUCUUGGAGCCUUCUCAGUUCGCAUUCUCUCAACCAACUACAGAUGGAAGAAAGUUCGCCCAGCGAUAUUGCAAAACGGAUGAAUUUCUGGUUUAUACCAGCUAGAUUGCCAUACGGCUUCUACCCGUCUUAAUGUAUGUAAAGUAUAGAGCUCUCUCAUCCAAUGCUGAUAUCCAACAUGAUUGGAUUUGCCCUUAGUACGUAUCAUAUAACUAAUGAUUGUUUCUGCCUCAAAAGCAGGUGUCAUCUUGAAAGCAACGAUUAUCUUUGUUCUAGAGCUAAGCUAUUGAACAUUUUUUCUGCUGUGGAUGGUACACAGGUUUGUAUGUGACCACCACAAAUGAAGUCUUGCAGGUGCCCAUAGGGCUCGUUCAGGAACAAUCUGUAAAUCACGGGAGUUUAGGGUAACGCAUCACAAGAAUGUGAUGGUUGAGCCAGAUUACUUUCUGUUUGUUUGUUGGAAUACUGUAUGGACUGAAUAAAGCAACAGGGACCUGCCUAACCUUUGUAGAUUCUUCUGCUUAACAUUGCCCGGGAAACAAUAUUCCCCCAGGAUGGGACCUAUGCUACAGAUGGAAGUGGGCCCAUGUGGCAUUGAAUGAGCAAUCAUUAUUUGUACAAGCUACGGAAGGGGUUCAUCUCUCAAUCACACUAAAGUCAAGUUGGGGAAGCAUACGGCACAGUUGGUGGCUUGAAGGACUUUCUUGAUACUCGUAGCCAGGUUCAUUGUAUCAUCUGUGACUUAGUCAACUUCGUUAGAUUCCAUAGUAAAUUAGGUAACAUUGUACCAGAACCUUGCCUUGUCUGUGGACGUUGAAAUGUGCCUCAUACUCUACAGCUAAAAGUCUACACCGAAGCGGCCUCACCUGGCAUGUAAUCUCGU
Messenger RNA from Marchantia polymorpha subsp. ruderalis, 4203 nucleotides. The record is from the annotation of a GenBank genome assembly. Lineage: Eukaryota; Viridiplantae; Streptophyta; Marchantiopsida; Marchantiales; Marchantiaceae.